Molecule: messenger RNA, 3743 nt
Organism: Myotis lucifugus (little brown bat)
Lineage: Eukaryota; Metazoa; Chordata; Mammalia; Chiroptera; Vespertilionidae
Gene: SLC16A10
Product: solute carrier family 16 member 10
Exons: 6
Coding region: 1-1335 (444 amino acids)
Biological process (GO): transmembrane transport
Molecular function (GO): monocarboxylic acid transmembrane transporter activity
Source: RefSeq, a predicted model, not a curated record
AUGACGCGUUGCUGGCAGCUGGUGGCAGUGGAGGCACUGCUGGCCCCAAUGGGCCCCGACAAGAGCUGGACCUCAGUGGGAUGGUGGAGCAGUGCAAAUGUAAUUUACCAUGUCGUAAUAUCCCUUUUAUUUUUUUCUCUCUUUACAGCAUGGGUAAGUUCUCUCUCCAUGGGGAUGAUUUUCUUUUGCUGCCCAAUAGUCAGCAUCUUCACAGACAUAUUUGGUUGUCGGAAAACAGCUGUUGUGGGUGCUGCUAUUGGAUUCAUUGGACUCAUGUCCAGUUCUUUUGUAAGUUCCAUCGAACCUCUGUACCUUACCUAUGGAAUCAUAUUUGCCAGUGGCUGCUCCUUUGCGUACCAGCCUUCCUUGGUCAUUUUGGGACACUAUUUCAAGAAGCGCCUCGGACUGGUGAAUGGCAUUGUCACCGCUGGCAGCAGUCUCUUCACAAUUUUGCUGCCUCUCCUUUUAAGGGUUCUGACCGAAAAUUUGGACCUCUUUUACACGCUGAGGAUCCUCUGCAUCUUCAUGUUUGUUCUCUUUCUGGCUGGCUUUACUUACCGACCUCUUGUGCCCAGUGUCAGAGCUAAAGAGAGUGGAGUCAAAGGAGGCAACAGAUCCUCCCUCUUUUCCAGGAGAAAGUUCAGUCCUCCCAAAAAAAUUUUCAAUUUUGCCAUCUUCAAGGUGACAGCGUACGCAGUGUGGGCAGUUGGAAUCCCGCUUGCACUUUUUGGAUACUUUGUGCCUUAUGUUCACUUGGUGAAACAUGUGAACGAAAGGUUUAAAGAGGAAACCAACAAGGAGGUGGUUCUCAUGUGCAUUGGCAUCACGUCGGGAGUGGGACGGCUGCUCUUCGGCCGGAUUGCAGACUACGUGCCUGGCGUGAAGAAGGUUUACCUACAGGUGCUCUCCUUCGUCUUCAUUGGUCUGAUGUCCAUGAUGAUUCCCUUGUGCAGUGUCUUUGGGGCCCUCAUCGCCGUCUGUCUCAUCAUGGGCCUCUUCGAUGGAUGCUUCAUUUCCAUUAUGGCCCCCAUUGCCUUUGAGUUAGUUGGUGCCCAGGACGUUUCCCAAGCAAUUGGGUUUCUGCUCGGAUUCAUGUCUAUACCCAUGACUGUGGGGCCACCCAUUGCAGGGUUCUUCGUGAGAAGCUGGGUUCCUAUGACGUGGCAUUCUACCUCGCUGGGGUCCCUCCCCUUAUUGGAGGUGCUGUCCUUUGCUUUAUCCCAUGGAUCCAUAGUAAGAAGCAAAGAGAGAUCAAUAAAACCACUGCAGGAGAAAAGAUGGAGAAAAUGCUGGAGAACCAGAACUCUCUGCUGUCAAGUUCACCUGGAAUCUUGAAGAAAGAAUCUGACUCUGUUAUUUAAUGUCUUCUAUACCUCCACCAGACUGGAUUUGCUUUCAGAAGUUUAAGCAAGUUUUCCUUUUAUAUAAAUUGCAAAUUAUUUUUUUAAUCACAUCCUAAGAAUAGCACAAUAAUGGGAAAUAGAACAUUUAUUCCUACAAGAACCAUUUUCUGCCACCGAAUAGCUGUCUAACAUUAACAUGAGUCUGAGGACAGAGACUCUGGUCCAUGAAAACAUCUCUGGGAGUUAAAUCUUAUGAGAAUUUGAUCCAUCUCAGUAGAAAGCAACUUUGAAAACUGUGAAUGCUAUUUAGCUUCUACAAAUAUUUUAAAAAAUACCUCAAGCUAUACUGAAAAGGUUGUAAUUUGGUUAGACUGGAAAUAUUGUUUGUUGCCUCACAUGCUGUUUUUAGUUCUGGUAUCUAUCUAGAUUUUAAUUUCUUUUGCUAUUUGGAGACUUUUUACAAAAUUUAAGUCUGGCUUCUAGAUAAUGUGCGAGCUACCUAAAACUCAAGUGUGUGUGAAAGUUGCUUUCCCUGCGGUUAAGUAGGCCCUGACAUGAAGGGGUUCUGACUUGCUCUAGUGUCAGAGAUCUUUUUGGAGCAAAUGCUAGCAAUGUAUUCAGAACCAGGAUGUGAGAUUCCUGGUCAUAAGGGCAGAGCAGUUAAAAAAUCAGGCAUUUCUUCAUUUCCAUUUCUUCCCUUUGGCUUUGCAGUGUUUUACUGGAGUAGCCAGAAACGCUCCAAAUUUCUGAAUUUGUUUAAAUUAUAACAAUAAAGAAAAAUAGAAUGAAUGAAAGAUACUCUGGCAGUUUUAACAUAAAAUAUUCCUGGCUUCUGAAUUUGUUAGCACUGGGACCCAAUAUUUAAACAAAGCCUUAUUGAGCAUGUUGUCAAGUUGCAGUUUCAGGCACAGUGGGGGAAAAGAUCUUUGUGUUUGUAAAGGAAAUAUCUAUUUCUGAUAGACACAGUUGCUGAAAUUGGUUUAUGAAAUUAAUGGGUCGUGAAAGGUUAGAAGCAUUUAUAAAGAGAAACAACUCCUACAUUUCCAAAACUUUCUGGCAGAAAUUUGCAUUUGUGUGUAUUUCUCCUAGUGUGUUCCCCAUUAACAUUCUUAGUACUUUUUUCUAUUUAUACACAGACAAUUGAAAGCAAGCUAUUAGAGUUUAAGUAUCUAAAAUUAAAACCAAAUCAUGUCAUGACCCAUGCUCAUCUACAAAAAACAGGAACACUUUCCUCAUCCCUGAAGUUAUACAUUUUUGUUAUUUAGGUGUUUAAAAAUUAAUAAUAUGCAAAGUAUAUUUAAAUCCUAAAUAUAGAUGUUUAUUAGAUCUUCCUCAAAUGUAGCUUGAUCACCUGGGAAGAAUGUUGUCUUUUUUUUUUUUUUUUUUUUUGAGAGAGAGAGAGACAUCAAUUUGUUGUUUGACUUAUUUAUAUACACUCAUUAGUUAAUUCUUGUGUGUGCCCUGACCGGGGGUUGAACCCACAACCUUGGUGUAUAGGGAUGGCACUCUAACCAACUGUGCUACCUGGCCAGGAUGAGUGUUGUCCUUUUCUAAAGCACCUCUAGGACCCACCUGUUUCUAAGUUCUUUGUAAGGAAAGAAAGUUAGUCUAUUAUCUCCUUACUUUACUUUUCAGCUACUGUUGUUUCUGGAAGGCACAGCACUUCCAUUCCUUGUCUCUAGCUGAGGAUGGAGAUGCCUGGAUACCAUAUGGACUUAGAACUGAUGGAGAGCAGGGAGGUGUGGCACUCAGAAGGUGGGAGGAAAGUGAGGCUGUUCAUUAAACGGCGAGAAAACACAAUAAUUUUCCUUUCAGAAUCAACUUUCUUAUCUGCAGCCUUGAAAAUUCAAAGUCUAUAAACACUAAAUGUAGAAUCUGUUUUUAAUAGGAUUUUAAAUAAUUUUGAUUGUGAGGACAUUCAACAACUUACUGUGGCCAUACACACAGUUGCAACUUACUCCUUCAAAAUGUCCAUAUUUCAUAUUCAGGGACUUAGGUAAUUUGUUUUUUGGAAGUUUCUGUUACAAAGAAAAGGAAAAACCCUACAUUUGAACACACUGCCCUUUUAUGUUCUUAUUUUAAACUUUUAGAAAAUGACUUAGAAAUGAUAAUGUAAUAAAUUAUCUGGUUUUUCAUUUAUUCAUGCCCAAUUAUAAAAGCAUAAUUUCCUCAUUAUCAAUGCUUUUGAGAUCAGCAAAAACAUAAAACUAAGACCAAUCAUCAUGCCUGCCAUUAUAAAUAAUUUUUUACAGUUUUUAUAUGACUCCUGGUACGCCCCACCUGCAAUUGUACAGAAAGAAUAAUUCUAAAAUAGAAUAUUUACUCUGUAAAGACCUCCAAAGUGCUUUUCCUUUCAAAAUUUGGCUGAUUUUAGGGGAAAUAAAAUGUAAUAAUCUGAAA